AGUUUAUAAAGAACAAUGCGUGCCUGGAUGCUUGCACUCGUUGUACUAAUGAUCACAGCAAUGAGCGUUACCAUGGCGGGACCGCUAUCUAUGGAUGCGCCAGAAUCGGAGUCUGAAGAGAGCAGCAAUGUCCGCCAGAAGAGACAGUUUCUGUACGGAUAUCCCAGCUACAGGUCGUUUUCAUAUGGUUAUGGAUACGGAUACCCCAGCUACGGCCGUCUCUACUAUCCUUCCUUCUCUAUAUGGGGUUAACGCCGAUAACGAAUAAUAAUACGUAUUUUACAGCUUAGUUAACAUUUGAUUCAACUGGAAUGGCGGCUGGAAGGCGAGGCUUUGUUAACUAAUUGAGCCGCUCGCGCCCGCGACCAGUCUGCGUCUCUUUCGCGCGUGCUCUCUUCUGCUCUGAUCAUUCUC
Molecule: messenger RNA, 414 nt
Organism: Cylicocyclus nassatus
Lineage: Eukaryota; Metazoa; Nematoda; Chromadorea; Rhabditida; Strongylidae
Source: the annotation of a GenBank genome assembly